UCCCACGCCGGAAACCCAUCACCUAAUUACCUGUGGACUGGAGAUGGAAGAAACGUUUCGAAUCAGGUUAUUCCUGUAACGGCUAUAACAAUGGACAGGACUUACACCUGUAAAAUGACAAAUACAAUGAUUCCAACUUCCCUAAAUACAGUCGUUGGGUCUUCUUCGUCAACUGUGUCAGUCUUGGUUUUAUCUCGACCAACACACCCAGCAGUAAUCUGUCACUAUGGUCAAACUAACAGCAUAUCUGUUACCACCACAUUAAAAGUUAUAAAGGGAGACUCAUUUAAUGUAUCGUGUAUAGCUAAUUCUGUACCACCUUCUACACUGUCAUGGACAGGACCUCAAACAUCAAGUUCUGGAACAUUAAUAUUUACUUCCAUACAAGAACGUCAUGAUGGGACAUACAACUGUACAGCUAGAAAUUAUAUGGAACGAACGUUUGGAACACAGGAAGUAGGACAAAGUGCUACAAGUCUACAGAUACAGGUUUUAUGUAUGUAGCUUUAGACUUAGCAAUGAGGCAUAGCUCUACGUUUUCAUAUAAAAAUUCAUAUUGGUUUUAUAAUUGAGUUUACCUGAAAUAUUGUUAAAGACAGUUUUCUAAUAACUGUACCCAUUGAAGUUAGCUGUUGACUUUGGUAAAAUUGUCCUCACUGAGGUUGAGAAGACAGUCCUUCAUGCCAUCUGAAAGAUUUAGUAUGAUCUACGCAUUUAGCAGUACCUAAAGAACACAUGACAACGCUACAAAUGGU
Messenger RNA from Mercenaria mercenaria, 755 nucleotides. Its product is annotated as pregnancy-specific beta-1-glycoprotein 2-like. The transcript has 2 exons. The record is from RefSeq and is a predicted model, not a curated record. Bases 91 to 504 code for a protein of 137 amino acids. NCBI's taxonomy places the organism in Eukaryota, Metazoa, Mollusca, Bivalvia, Venerida, Veneridae.